ACUCAAAACCCAAAUCUCUAAGUCUGCCUCUUUCUCUCUCACCAAAUCCGCAGCCUCUGUCUUAGCUCUGGGUUUCUAGAGAGAGAAAGUGAAGAGUGCUCUUCACUCAUUCUCUCUGUCAAGCCUGAGUCCGCAGAGACCGAGCGCAAGAGAGUGACUUUAAUGCGAAUCUUUUCUGGGGUUUGAUCUCCAGAUCCUGUGCGUGCGUGCCCUAAUUUCUCGCCCGCGUAACGGUCAUCUACGCCCGCCGCCAUUUGAGUUCUCCAAUGGUGUUUCUGGGUUUCAUAUUUCCUGAUGGAUCUCUGUGACUGAUAAAAAAAAAAAAAAAGAGUUCUUGUUCCUGUUGGAGAAAGCAAGGCGGAACCGGAAAAGCAAGAAUUUAGAGCGACUGCUGUAACCGUCCUUUUGAUUUUUGUGGGUUUUUCCCCGGAGGAGAAAGGUUGAAGGGCUGUGGAAAAGGGGAGAGAUGCUGACGUGUAUUGCGUGUUCGAAGCAACUAAACGCCAACAAUGGCGGAUCUAAUCAUGACAAGGAACAAGAAGAAGACGAAGGAGUCAUUGGGACGCCCAGGACAAAGCACGCGAUUAAGUCUCUGACGUCUCAGAUUAAAGACAUGGCUAUAAAGGCUUCAGGUGCAUACAAAAAUUGCAAACCAUGUUCUGGGUCAUCAAACCGGAAUCACAACGGGAAUUACGCUGAUUCGGAUGCUGCUUCGGAUUCUGGAAGGUUCCACUAUGCGUACCGUAGAGCCGGGAGUGCAAGCUCGACACCGAGGAUUUGGGGGAAGGACAUGGAGGCCAGAUUGAAAGGGCUUUCGAGCGGAGAAGGAACGCCGACAUCCAUGAGUGGUCGGACAGAAUCCAUAGUGUUCAUGGAGGAGGAUGAGCCUAAGGAGUGGGUUGCACAAGUCGAGCCCGGCAUCCUCAUCACAUUCGUAUCAUUGCCACAAGGAGGCAAUGAUCUCAAGCGGAUUCGGUUCAGUCGUGAAAUGUUCAAUAAGUGGCAAGCUCAGAGGUGGUGGGCAGAGAAUUACGACAAAGUCACGGAGUUAUACAAUGUUCAGCAGUUUAAUCAGCAAAGCUUCCCACUUCCAACUCCUCCUCAAUCCGAAGAGAGCUCACGGAUUCAGUCUACCAAGGACAGUCCCGUAACUCCACCUCUUAACAAAGAACGUCCUCGUAACAUUCCGGGAAAAGGGUACUCCUCAUCCGACUCUCUGGAUCACCAUCCGACCCGAAUCCGUCAGUGCUAUGACUCUACUACUAAUGGCAUUGCCUCGACACCGAAACUCUCCAGCAUCAGUGGCGGGAACAAGACCGAGACAUCGUCGGUUGAAGGUUCUGUAAGAAGUAGCUCGUCGAGGGAAGGAGAGCCCUCAAUCAGUAAUGCCAGUGACAUGGAAAACGAAUGGGUGGAACAGGAUGAGCCGGGCAUCUACAUAACUAUCAGAGCUCGCCCCGAUGGCACCCGCGAGCUCCGACGCGUUCGCUUCAGUCGGGAGAAGUUCGGGGAAACGCAUGCGAGGUUGUGGUGGGAGCAGAACAGAGCUCGGAUUCAACAGCAGUACUUGUGAUGCCCACUCCUUCACCUCUCUCACACACACAGACCAGAGACAAGAUUUUUACUUUGAAUUGAAAGUGAGAAAGCCACACAUAGAGCUAACCCUUUGUUUCUACUUUGUUUGUUUCAUAUGCAACACUACUUUGAUAGUUGGUGACUGUGGAUCUCUCUCCUGUUAUUUUUCUUUUCUUUAUAUAUAUAUAUAUAUAUAUAUAUUAAUAAUCACAAUUCGGGGGGUUGAUGUUUGAAUCA
This is a messenger RNA of Tarenaya hassleriana, 1812 nucleotides long. Its product is annotated as protein Brevis radix-like 2. Bases 467 to 1573 code for a protein of 368 amino acids. The transcript is spliced from 6 exons. NCBI's taxonomy places the organism in Eukaryota, Viridiplantae, Streptophyta, Magnoliopsida, Brassicales, Cleomaceae. The record is from RefSeq and is a predicted model, not a curated record.